Molecule: messenger RNA, 2851 nt
Organism: Polypterus senegalus (gray bichir)
Lineage: Eukaryota; Metazoa; Chordata; Cladistia; Polypteriformes; Polypteridae
Gene: tank
Product: TRAF family member-associated NFKB activator
Exons: 9
Coding region: 293-1552 (419 amino acids)
Biological process (GO): canonical NF-kappaB signal transduction
Source: RefSeq, a predicted model, not a curated record
CGUGGGAAGUUCCCGGCUCGAGAUUGUUGACAUGACAGGGUCGGCGCAGAGUUACAGAGGCGAGGAGUUUCCUUUUAUUUGGCCUAAAAACUUAUCUCUUCUUUUUUGACCAUGGCUAGGUAAAUAGUACACACGGGAUUAUACAUUGUUCGAGUUAAAAAGCCGACAUUUAAUGCAGUUGAAACCCUAAUUCUGUAUAAAACGAAACAAAAAGUUGAACUUUGUUGCAGCUCAUACGGAGUUGAACUCUUGACAGUCGGGAUGAGAGCAAAAAAAGCAUACGGAUAAGCCUAUGAUCACUGUAGCAGAAUGUGAUGAGAGAUUUCAGACAGAGGCAUAUGAGAGCCAAAUUUCUGAGCUGAAGCAGCAGUUAGAAGACAAAAACAAGCUUAUUGCCAAAUUAGUACAACAGAGUCCAGUCAUAAAAGGAAAUACCAAAGGUUCUGAUACUGUCAUGGAUUGUCAGAAGACAUUUGUACUUGGCUCAGUGUCUCCUUGUCCCCAAAAUGAAAGCCAAAUUACAAUAACACAGAGAGAAAAACAGUUGAUGGACCAACUAGAUGAUAUUCAGAAAAGAGAGAAAAAGCAGAAACAUAUUAUCAGCAUUAAAGAUGAAGAAAUUAGAAACUUGCAACAACAGUUAAAGGAAACUUGUAUUUUGACAAAACCCUGCUGCUCAAGCCAGACUGAGUGUGGUUCUGAAGUAAAUUGGAAAACUCCAGAUCCAGAGAUGAAGAAAACUUUACAUUUUUCCUCGACUGGAAUAGCUAAGGAUGAAAGGCCAGAAUUGUUUGAUGCUCUUAAUGAAGUGCAGAGCAAACUGCAUAUCUUACAAAAUCUAACAAGAAAACAAAAGGAACAUCUUAAUAAAUUGUGGUUCAAAAAUGAAUCAAUACAUGAGGGUCAGUUUUCCAUGCCAAUACAGUGUACUGACGUAACAGCUGAACAAGCAGAAGGACCGUUCCAUACAUCAAAAAAGCAAGAUAUGGAUAAAGAACAAAACAAUACAUCUAUAACAUCCCGAGGAGUGUGCCCAGAUGAGGAGUUUAUGGAUUCAUUGUCUAAAAUUAGUGUCAAGUAUCCCCCUAAAGAAACUGACUAUGAAUUUCUGAACAGUACACAGGAAAAAGUAGAAGCUAGUGAAAUUGGAAAUACAGACCCCUUUGAAAUUUUCAAGAAAGACAGAGAUGAAGCUGCCCAUUUUGAAGAGGCUCAAAACUGGGGCCAUCUGCCCUCACACAAACCUAACACAGCUUUGCCAAAUGUUAACAAAGACUUUUUAACACCACCACCACCAUCAUCAUCCUCAUCCACAGUUUUGACUCAUCUCUCAGUUGAGAGUGUACGUGGGCCAGAACAGCCCUUCUGGAGCCCCCAACACAGCAGAGAAAAAGAAUUGCUGCAGGAAGGCUUUACUGAUACUGAACAAAAUGCAAGCCCCAAUAGGUGUGAGUUCUGCCAAGCUCUCCUCCCAGCAGGCAUUCAAUCCAACAUGGAACUUCUCAGGCAUCUUAAUUCACACUUUGUAGAUUCAGCAACCAAAGGAGUCUAAUAUGUAAACAUUUGAACGUUUGAAUAAAAUAACUUUUUUUAAAAGCUAUGGAAAAACUGUUUUUAAAAAAGGAAAUUGUAUUAUUUCUCUGUAAAUGUAAUAUUAAUUAAAUUAAUCUAUUUUAAUUAGGGAAUAAAUAAAUACCAAGUCUGAAACUUGUGUUUUAUUGAAUCCCCUAAGCUGUGGUUAAAAGAUUUUAUCAUUGUGCACAGAUAAAAUGCAAUUAAAUGUAAUAUUUUACAUAAUAAAAAAAGAAAUGUUACAUCAUGUAUUUUUGUCUUGUAUAAUACAGGAAACAUGCAAGUUUGAUUUUGACCUUUAAAUAAAAUAUCUGUUAAUUGUCUUAAACUGAAAAGCAUUAUUUAAUAUUUACGUAGAUAGUCAUAUUUUAUUCUUGCAGGGUUAUUCCAUUUGUUGUAUUUAAAUUUCUUUUUAAUAAAAUUCCAAGUUGUUUUAACUUAGGAAGCAGUUAUGGAAAUCAGGAAAAAGAAAUGCUUAACUGUUGUUAUUUCACUAUAAGUACAAAAUGGCAGAAAAUAAAUGUAUCAAAAUACUGAAGAGUAUGUACUGUUUCACUACAUAAUAUAUAAAUACAAAUAAUUUGAAUGCCCAUAUGUAAUCCUUUCCUAUUCCCCCCUGGAUUUCUGUAGGAUAGGUGUUUUCUAGACUUGCGAAUAUUCUUUAGUUUUGGCAUUUAAAUACGGUAAACAGUUAAGGUACAGUGUAGUUGAGGGGUUUGAGGGCAUCAGAGGAUUCUCUGUCACUCAGUAUGGUCUAGUAAGAUAACACAUGUAAUGACUUGGCUUGGUAAUUUACACAAGUCACUUAACCUAUAGGUGUCCUAAUUGUAAUGUAUAUACAGACAGUUAGAUUUACCACAGAAAGACUCAAAUGUGUAGAUAAGCUUAUGUGAAUAUAAGGUGUGAAUUGUACAUUAACAAAUGUCUGUUUUAAGUAUCUUUCUGCCAAUUAUAGAUUAUUAUCAAGUUUUGGUUUUUUUUUUUUUUUUCUCUCAAUACUAUAUAUUAGUAUCCAUUGGCUUCAGAGUACUAGGUGGGAUUUCUAGGAGGUACUGUAUACUCCUUUUACUAUGGGAUUUUAAUAUCAAUUUUGUUUAUUUUGAAGGCCAGAUAGCUAUAUAACAUUUAAGUAACAGAUUUACAUAUAUUUUGAGAUUACUUAAAUUUAGGAAGACAUGCUGUAUUUUUUCAUGUUAAUUGGACUUUUUUUAAUGAAGGAAUAGUGUUUUGGCACACGUAAAGAAUAUGAAUAAUAAAAAUCACAUUUAUGUGACCAUUA